UUCAGAGCAGUACUGUCGGUGUCCUGUGAUGCAUGUCGAGCAAUGGCCACAGGAGAUACUCGGUCACCCAGCUUGACGUGCUUUACGGCAGGGGAGACUUCGACGAUGUGGCCACUGCAGCGCCCUCUGCCGUUUCUCCUUCGCAUGGACAUCCGUGAAGCAGAUAACAGAGUGGGCAGUUCUGAUGAGCACAUCCAUGUAGCCCAGCUCGUUCGUUGUGCUUUCCUCAGAAAACGUUUUUGUAGACGUGUCGAAAUAAAAGAUGGUCAAUUUAUGCUGUGAAAGACCCAUCACAGUGCUACUUGUCAGUGGUUCGUAGAGCAUACAGCGUCUGAGCACUUCCGAGUGAAUGAGCUCGAUUCCUCAAUCCUGGAUCUCAUGGUUUACAACGAAUCAGGCACUGAGUCUCGCGGACCACAGGCAUCCCGGCCGAUUCAAGUCCGAUGUAUGAAGACGCUGUAUGCCAGGUACAUGUAAGUUGACGAAGAGCUUUCAAGGUUGAGCCAUGACACUGAGUCUCGGCGAUGGGCAAGAAGAUUGGUGUGACAGCAGAGCAAGUGAGUGUGCUUCGAUUGACAUCCAUCGCAGCACACCCGCGUACUCUUGAUGCCGCAUCAAGGACCCUCUACCAUGACAAUAUGGCCUACUGGACACCAAUGUUCCCAGUCCCGCUCUGGGCGGCGAGAUUUCGAAGGUAAAUGUGCGAAUUGAGCAACACUGAGAGCCAGGCGAGACAAGGUGAUGGCACAGUUCUCGAGCAUGGUAAUGUCG
Messenger RNA from Pseudocercospora fijiensis CIRAD86, 771 nucleotides. RefSeq lists its product as uncharacterized. The record is from RefSeq and is a predicted model, not a curated record. NCBI's taxonomy places the organism in Eukaryota, Fungi, Ascomycota, Dothideomycetes, Mycosphaerellales, Mycosphaerellaceae. The coding region runs from base 525 to 698 and encodes 57 amino acids. The transcript has a single exon.